Musa acuminata AAA Group (dessert banana) is the source of this 591-nucleotide messenger RNA. RefSeq names its product AAA-ATPase At3g28580-like. Bases 1 to 591 code for a protein of 196 amino acids. Lineage: Eukaryota; Viridiplantae; Streptophyta; Magnoliopsida; Zingiberales; Musaceae. The record is from RefSeq and is a predicted model, not a curated record. The transcript has a single exon.
AUGUCUUUUCUAAACAGCUGGAUCAUGCUCACCAUGGUUGGCAUGGUGAACCAGUUGCCAGCCAUACUCCACCUUCUGUGCCGCCGCUUCAAGUUGUGGUGGUCCAACGAGAUGCAGAUCACCAUUUCUCAGGAAGACCGGGAUUGGUACAGCAACAGCAAGGUCUUCUCUGCCGUCGAGACUUACCUCAGCACCAGGUCAACCGACGGCGCUCGUCGGAUGAAGGCAUACACUAAUCACAACAGCCAUCAUCUCACGCUCACAAUGGACGAUGCUCAACAUAUCGUCGACGUCUUCACGCCGAAGGUUGACGACGAUGGUAAGAAGAAGGACAAGACAAUCAAGGUGCGGUGGACUUUCUACUGUCGGGACGAGACGGGAACGACUCAACGAGGGAACGAGGAGACGAAGUUCUAUACGCUCAAGUUCAGUGCUCGACAUCGAUCGGUGGUGCUGAACCAAUACCUUGUGUACAUCAUGGAGAGGAGCCAGGAGAUCGAGCAGAAGAACCGGCAGCGGAAUCUCUACACCAACACCAGGAGCAGCCACAUGCACUGGACGAAGGUACGCAAUUACUACAACCUCCUCUGA